AUGACAACUGAGAGAACGCCAAAUAACGAACAAACUACUUUACUGGCGUUCUCCGAUGUUAUUCCCUCAACUACUCCAGAAGAAAGUCCACAUGAUUUGGAACCCGAAACCGAAUCACCUAAAUGUUUGCAAGAGACUUUAAAUGAAAACCCCUCCUUAACUUUAGAAAAUUUCAUAAAAAUGCUUUCGGAAAACUUCACAUCGAGAACUUUUUCGGAAACAAUGGAACCCACUUUUAAAGCUUUUGGAACAAUUUUUUCAAAAAUACCGCCGAUUCAUUUAAUCCUAUAUCUACUUUUAAUCUUUACUUGGAAUCAUUUACAAAGAUCACAUUUAAUAUUAUUAGUGCUUGGAUGCUUACUUGGCUACAUGCUUCAGAAUAAUUCAGCUGCAUCUAGCCGACCAAAAAAUUUCUUGUAUCAAGAACCGUAUAUACAGCAAAAUAUUGAGAGUUCUUUACAGGCUAUCAAGAGUGCCGAAAAAGUAACUUCAACAGAGCUUUCGAUAACGCCUCAAGUAGAUGAGGCACUAAAUAAGACAUUUGAUUUUAUUCUUCGAGAUUUUGUUAAUUCUUUUUAUGAUCCGAUAAAUCCAAAUAAAAAUCCUGAAUUUUCCAACCAAGUACGAAAUGCUAUGAAUAUCAUGUCAAUGAACUUGGCUUUGUGCCUUCAGAACAUAGACAAAGUAGAAGUAGGCAUUAUGUCAAGCUUUGCAAUUGCAAACACAUUCAUUAUCCAUCUGUUUAUUGCAACAAAUAAAUCUUUAGAAGUUUAUUGCGCACAAAAUCCAUCUUCACCAUUUGUACAUACUAUAAAUAAAGAAUCACAAGUACAGACUCUUCGUUGUUUGUCAAAAUUAAUAUUAAUGCGUCUUCUACCGUCAGAUGAAAUUAAAAGUCAUGUUCUGAUGGCAUUACUCACUGAACUAUGGACAACACAAGUUUUGGGAACUGCGCUUGAAAUGCUGUGUGACCCAGAUUGGCUAAAUCUGUCUAUUGUUGAGUAUUUGACAGAUAAAGAUGAUGAAACUCAUGAUACUACCUUACUUCAACAACUAGCAACUUCGAUUGAUGAGGAAGUAUCUGGUCUAUCCGAACAAUUAAACCAACCUUCCUCUGAUAUCAAAGUACCGGUGUUGAGUGUUCAAUCGUUAACAUCAUCACCUAUAUCAUAUCAGUCAAAUUUGCCACUUGAAACUUUCAAAGAGCAAACAAAUUCAUUAGUUGAGUCACUCACAGAGAUUUCUUCAGGCGCUACAAUUCAGUCCUCCUCCGAUAGCAAAUUACCGGUGUUGAACGUUCAAUCGAUAAAAUCGUCACCCAUAUCUUAUCAGUCAAAUUCGUCACUUGAUGCCAGCAUUGAAACUUUCAAAGAGCAAAAAAAUUCAUUAGUCGAGUCACUUACAGAGAUUCCUUCAAGCAUUACAAUUCAGUCUUCCUCUGAUAGCCAAGCGUCAGUGUUGAAUGUUCAAUCAAUAACAUCAUCAUCACCUAUAUCAUAUCAGUCAAAUUUGCCACUUGAAACUUUCAAAGAGCAAACAAAUUCAUUAGUUGAGUCACUCACAGAGAUUUCUUCAGGCGCUACAAUUCAGUCCUCCUCCGAUAGCAAAUUACCGGUGUUGAACGUUCAAUCGAUAAAAUCGUCACCCAUAUCUUAUCAGUCAAAUUCGUCACUUGAUGCCAGCAUUGAAACUUUCAAAGAGCAAAAAAAUUCAUUAGUCGAGUCACUUACAGAGAUUCCUUCAAGCAUUACAAUUCAGUCUUCCUCUGAUAGCCAAGCGUCAGUGUUGAAUGUUCAAUCAAUAACAUCAUCAUCACCUAUAUCAUAUCAGUUAAAUUCGCCACUUAAUGCUAACAUUGAAACUUUUGAGGAGCAAAACAAUUCAUUAGUUGAGUCACUUACAGAGAUUCCUUCAAGCGCUACAAUUCAGUCUUCUGCUAAUGACAAAGAACCAAUAUUGAACGAUCAAUCAUUAACAUCAUCACCUCAAUCAUCCCAAACUAAUUUACUUGAAUCUAAUCCUGAAACUUUUGAAGAGCCAAAAAGCUCCAUUGAAGUACCUAUGGAAACUCUUCCGGAUGUUACAAUUGAAGAUUUUACCGAUUCCCCGAAUUUCUCACCAUCUCGACCAUUCAUGCGUUCCGUGAAUUCAGAUAAGUUACGAAUUAUCCUUGAACGUCAGAAUGAAGUUUUUGUUGAAUUCAUGGCAUUUUUGGAAGAACGCGAAGCUGCAAAUUUACUUCGAUUUUGGCUCCAAGUUGACUCGUUCAGAAAAAUUGCAUCUGAUGAGCCAAAUAUAAAUUUGGUGCAAGAAGAUGCAUUGAAAAUUUUUAAUGUUUAUUUUGGAGAAUCUGCCACAUAUCCUGUAAAAAUAUCUAACGAUAUUAUAAUCAAUCAAUGUACACGAGAGAUAUUUAAUGCACCUACAUGUAAUUGCUAUGUAACUUUACAAGAAUACGUAUUUGGUGUGUUGGAAAGUGAAUAUUUUGAUGACUUUCUUAUGGUUAUGAAAAACCAAGGUGAAGAUAUAAAUUUUAUGUUUGUAGAGGAAUCUAAACAGAUAGCACAAUCGAGAAAUAAUUCCAGUUCUGCUUCGGAAAUAUCAAUAGAGGGAAAAUUUUUUAAACGACAUAAUACAACGGGUAAUUUAUCCCCUAUUUCAAAUAACUCGGAAUACUUGGAUUAUUCAUCAAGUUACGAUAAACAAUCGAACGGUCUGUUGACAAGCGCAACAUAUCGCUCCAGAUCAUAUUCAGCUGGAAGCUUGGUUGAUGCACUGAAUAAUUUUACAUCUUCAUUUACGAAGAGAAAUUCUUAUGCAUCUACAGAUGAGAUGACUGAUAGUGAUUCUGAAUCACCCCCAAUAAUACCUAAGAUUGAUCUUAGCGGAGUGAGAAUUAGGUUGACGGAUGUGUCCGAAUCAUCACCAAAUAAAUAUAUUUACUCAACUAAAUCUCUUUCCUAUAUGAUUGAGGUAGAGCGACCUGGUUCUACCGGAUGGAUAAUAACGCGAAAUUUUAGUGACUUUGAGAAAAUGCAUUCCGCUUUAACAAAAGAUUUUCCUAAAGCUGAAAAAGUCUCUAUGCCACGUUUAAUGUUAAAAAAGAGCCAAGCGGCCUGCAAAUCUUUGGAACGAUAUUUGAACAUUUUAUUAAGUGACCUAGCAUUAUGUGAGAGUGAACCACUUCAAAAAUUUAUGAGGAGAGAUGGCGUUCAAAAUGAGGGAUUGGUGAAAUCUGUUGGCAAAAAUGGUAUUGCAAAUUCAGCAAUAUCGGUUCCAAAAUCUGUAUCUAUGGUAAAUAUUGUAAAUUCUAGUGCUCAAGAUACUAUUAAUGAUAAAGUAAUUACACCACAAUUUGGUUCAGAGGAGUCUUUAUCACCGAAAAGAUAUUCUAGUAGUUCUUUUCAGGAACACUUAAAUAUUUCACCAAAUAUACUUACAGAAGUAAUCCAAGAGAUAUCUGAGGAAAUUUCUAACAACGAUACGCCUACUCAAAUGUUUUCUAAUGUCGUGAGUCCUAGUGUUGAAAGUACCAUUUCAACAUCUUGGGAUUCCAGCAAGACUGUUGUAACAACAUCAUCUAAUGAAAAUGACACAUCGAUUAUUAUAAAUAAUAAUAAAGAGCCAGAUUUGAAAGGGCUUAAUAUCCAUUGUAAUAUUACCACAUCAAAUUCUUUAAAAUCAACCAAAAUUCCCUUAAUUGGACCACCACCAACUCCUAAAAAACGAACUCGGCCGAAUAAGCAAGUUACCAGUCAUAAUGCAGACCUGCUUAUUGAUACUAUGUUUGCUAUUAUUGAAGAAAUAUUUGAUUUAUCAGAUAAAUCUCAAUGGCAUAUUAGAAAAACAGUUCUUUCUGUUUUACGAGGAGUUGUACGGAAAUCAUAUACAGAAGCAAUUAAACAAUCAUAUUUAUUGACGAUUGAUUCACUUUUCACAGAAGAAUAUGCAAUGUCAAUUAUUGAUAAUUUGAACAAUUCUCUUUGGCCGGAUGGCAUCUUAGCGGAUCUAACUCAGCAACGAAGUGAAGAAGAAAAAUUGCGAACCAAAGAGGAGGUUAAGCGAUUACUUUUGCAAAAAGCUAUACCUGAUUCGUUAAAACAAGUAAUGGGUAAUGACAAUUCUAAAAUUAUGAUUGGAAGGUUGGUUGAUGGAUUUUUGGCAGAGAAAGAAGUAUUAAGAGGGAUGGGUAUUAAUAUCUUAGAAAGUGUUGUUAAACUUAUUAUAAAUGACUGA
Messenger RNA from Cetraspora pellucida, 4236 nucleotides. The record is from the annotation of a GenBank genome assembly. Lineage: Eukaryota; Fungi; Glomeromycota; Glomeromycetes; Diversisporales; Gigasporaceae.